AUGGUUCGUGUAUUGCUUGCGCUUCCUUCUAUAAUUCGGCAUACUUUCAACCGUAAAUUUUCUUACCUAUCGUCCUCUCCGACAACCUCCCAGAAUGCUAAACAACGUCCAACUGAAUUUAAAGAUGAAUUUGUCAAGAAGCUUGUAUGCGAAGAGUUGAUAACGAUCCCCGAUUUUAUUACAGAGGAGGAAGAACUGAGUCUCCUCUCUGAAAUCGACCCUGUUCUUACCCGAGCUCGUUAUCAAACUGCUCAUUGGGACGAUGCCAUUCUGGAUUUCCGCGAAACCGAGAGAAAAAGCUGGCGCGCUGUGAAUCGACCUAUAAUUGAUAGAUUGCGUCAAAAGACACUUGAGGUUCUUAUCUCAGAACCACGCCCUGAAGGCGUUCCGAAGGCAUGUAGUUUUGAUGAUCUCCUUCCAAGUAUUCAUGUGCUUGAUCUUGCUCCAACUGGAUGGAUUAAGCCACAUGUGGAUAGCAUUCGGUUCUGCGGUCCCCUGGUUGCUGUUCUAUCUCUUCUCUCAGAUAGUGUUGCCCGAUUCACUGUGGCCCAUGAAAGUGAAGUUGCCCCGGUAACAUCCAAUUUCCCCGCCGCAAAAAUGGAUUUAAAAUUACCUCCCCCUGGUGCAUCUGCAGACGUUUGGGUCCGCCGUCGAAUGCUCUACAUGAUGCGGGGAAUCACGAGGUAUCGUUUAACUCAUGCCAUCCUUCCCAACGAUAGUCCCAACCCGUCUACAAAUGAUGGCAGCCUGGUCCAUCGAGAGAGACGCAUUACUGUUAUGUGCCGACCUCGACCUGAGUGCGUUAUAGAUAAUUCAAGCUCCUCUUAUUCCUAUGGACAACUAUCGUAA
This is a messenger RNA of Rodentolepis nana, 849 nucleotides long. The record is from the annotation of a GenBank genome assembly. Lineage: Eukaryota; Metazoa; Platyhelminthes; Cestoda; Cyclophyllidea; Hymenolepididae.